AUGCAGACACGUGCUUUUCUGAAGGCAUCCAGGUUCUUUGCUAGAAGCAAACCAUUAAGAUUCGAGAACUUAAAGGCCAUUACACUUAGACCUCCAAUCGUUCCCACACACCAGAACUUUGAUGUUAACCCUAACCAUCCAUUAUGGCAAUUCUUUGCUGGAGGUCAUGAAAGUGAAUCGUGUUUCCGUCAGUCAGCUGAAUUGGAUAGCGACAGCAGAGCAUGGACCAUGGCGGAAUUGCGGAUGAAAUCGUUUGAUGAUUUGCACAAGUUGUGGUAUGUGAUCUUAAAAGAAAGGAACAGUUUGGGAAGAGAAAUCAAAUUGGGACAAACGGAGUUUGCUGAGACUCAAGCUCAUCAAGAAAUUGAUCAACUCUUAGCAUUAAACCAUAAAAGAAUAAAGCAAGUUCUUUUGGAAAGACAAGUGGCUUAUGAAAGAGUUCAAACCUUAAAAGAUACAAAGCAAGCGCAAUAUUUAUCCCAAUUUGAACAUGAAUAUCUUGAAGCAGAAGAUAUUGCCAAUAGUGAUGAGAAACUUGUAAGAUUGCAAUUUGCUCUCUUUGGCAUUCAACCCUCAUUGCUAGAUUAUGAUUUAGACACUGACAUCACCGAAAGAUUUGUUGCUGGAUUAGAAUAUGUUUCCAACCUUAAAUUAAAGAGAUACUUGAAGGAGAAUCCGGAAAAGGCUCAAACCAUCACAUUACCCUUGAAUGGUCCAGUGGAACAAUUGCCAUUCCUUUUGCGUGAAGUUGAAGAAGCCGUUACUGAACUCAUCUCCUUAAGAGAAACAGGUGAAUCAUUUGCACUUGAUAAGAUUGAUGUUUUACCUUUCUUAUCUAAUGUUCUUGAACAAGAAUUAGCCAAGAUCAACUCCACAACAGUUGAGGAGCAAGAACAGGAUCACAUUGUCUGA
This is a messenger RNA of Lizanozyma spartinae, 912 nucleotides long. It is a transcript of the gene MRPL4, whose product is annotated as mitochondrial 54S ribosomal protein uL29m. The transcript has a single exon. Gene Ontology annotation, cellular component: mitochondrial ribosome; mitochondrial large ribosomal subunit. Gene Ontology annotation, biological process: mitochondrial translation. Gene Ontology annotation, molecular function: structural constituent of ribosome. The coding region runs from base 1 to 912 and encodes 303 amino acids. NCBI's taxonomy places the organism in Eukaryota, Fungi, Ascomycota, Pichiomycetes, Serinales, Debaryomycetaceae. The record is from RefSeq and is a predicted model, not a curated record.